AUGCCUUCAACAAGGGAGCGGCGCCCGAAGCCGCCGCCAUCGCCGGCCUCGGCCAGCUGCCGGCUGGCCAGCAACCGAGACAAGUCGUUAGCCCGGGACUUGUCGCGCCAUCCUGCUUCGUGCCCAAGACCGGACCACUUUCUUCCACCUUGCCCACCAACACCUCGCCGCUGCCCCGGGGCCGUCCCCCGGAACUCCACCAGCACCAUUGCAGCACCACCACGGCCAGGGCCUCCCGCGCCAGCCAGCCGCGACGCCCAGACCACCCACGCCCGGAGCCGGCCCGCGGGGCCCAGAUCCGGCCCGGCGGCGCCCCGCCACCCUCGGCGCCGCCGCCCCGCACGGCCUCGCACCACCACCUUCCCAAAGACCGGCCGCCAGCAGCCACGCAGCGCCCGCAACGGCCACUACCCGACCGGCCCAGGCCAAGCCCAGAUCGGGCCCGCCGUGCCGCCGCCGCAGCCACGCACCAGGCCGCCGCAGACUUCCUCCGCCGCGACCACCAGCACCGCCGGCCGUUGCGCCGCUACCACGCCGCCCGCGCGGCCGCAGCAGCAGGCCACGCCGCCACCAACACCAGCGACCCGGGGCCGCCGCCCCGCCUACCGAUUCUCCCGCGCGAGCCACGGCGAGAAGACCCCUUCCCACCUUUGGGGACAGGGCCCGCCGCCACCGCGGCGAUGUUCGACAUCAGCAGACUGA
Messenger RNA from Lolium perenne, 702 nucleotides. NCBI's taxonomy places the organism in Eukaryota, Viridiplantae, Streptophyta, Magnoliopsida, Poales, Poaceae. The record is from RefSeq and is a predicted model, not a curated record.